AGCACCAUGGACAGCAGUGUCCUGCCCGGGAACGCGGGCAAUUGCACCGAUCCCUUCGCGCAAUCCAGUUGCUCCCUGGCACCUAGCCCCGGUUCCUGGACUAACUUGUCCCACUUAGAUGGCAAUCUGUCCGACCCAUGCGGUCCGAACCGCACCGAGCUAGGGGGGAGCGACAGCCGGUGCCCUCCGACUGGGAGCCCCUCCAUGAUCACGGCUGUCACCAUCAUGGCCCUCUACUCCAUCGUGUGCGUGGUGGGGCUCUUUGGAAACUUCCUGGUCAUGUAUGUGAUCAUCAGAUACACCAAAAUGAAGACUGCCACCAAUAUCUACAUUUUCAAUCUUGCUCUGGCAGAUGCCUUAGCUACCAGUACUCUGCCCUUCCAGAGUGUAAAUUACCUAAUGGGAACAUGGCCUUUUGGAACCAUCCUUUGCAAGAUUGUGAUCUCUAUAGAUUACUACAACAUGUUCACCAGCAUAUUCACCCUCUGCACCAUGAGUGUGGAUCGUUAUAUUGCAGUCUGCCACCCUGUCAAGGCCCUGGAUUUCCGUACUCCCCGAAAUGCCAAAAUUGUCAAUGUCUGCAACUGGAUCCUGUCUUCUGCCAUUGGUCUGCCUGUAAUGUUCAUGGCAACAACAAAAUACAGACAUGGCUCCAUAGAUUGUACGCUAACAUUCUCUCACCCAACCUGGUACUGGGAGAACCUACUGAAGAUCUGUGUCUUCAUCUUUGCCUUCAUCAUGCCUGUCCUCAUAAUUACAGUGUGUUAUGGACUGAUGAUCUUACGCCUCAAGAGUGUCCGCAUGCUGUCAGGCUCCAAAGAAAAGGAUAGGAACCUGCGGAGGAUCACCAGGAUGGUGCUGGUGGUUGUGGCUGUAUUCAUUGUCUGCUGGACUCCCAUUCACAUUUAUGUCAUUAUUAAAGCCUUGAUCACUAUCCCAGAAACUACUUUCCAAACAGUUUCAUGGCACUUCUGCAUUGCUCUAGGUUACACAAACAGCUGCCUGAACCCAGUCCUGUAUGCGUUUCUGGAUGAAAACUUCAAACGAUGCUUCAGAGAAUUCUGUAUCCCAACCUCCUCCACGAUUGAGCAACAAAACUCCACUCGAAUUCGUCAGAACACUAGAGACCACCCCUCCACCGCCAACACAGUGGACAGAACAAACCAUCAGCUGGAAAAUCUGGAAGCAGAAACAGCUCCGUUGCCCUAACUGGGUCUUG
Messenger RNA from Heterocephalus glaber (naked mole-rat), 1219 nucleotides. RefSeq names its product opioid receptor mu 1 (gene Oprm1). The record is from RefSeq and is marked provisional. Gene Ontology annotation, molecular function: G-protein alpha-subunit binding; morphine receptor activity; beta-endorphin receptor activity. Gene Ontology annotation, biological process: neuropeptide signaling pathway; G protein-coupled opioid receptor signaling pathway; sensory perception of pain. NCBI's taxonomy places the organism in Eukaryota, Metazoa, Chordata, Mammalia, Rodentia, Bathyergidae. Gene Ontology annotation, cellular component: plasma membrane; neuron projection.